GGAUCAAAACGCGGCGUUUCCAACAAAAAUGGCUCCCCGUAAAUGUAAUAUGCCACGGAGAACUAUGUAUUCAUCACUACCCAAAAAACCCAAACACGAUUCGAUUCAAUUCCAUAUGUGGAGAAACAGAAACUCUUCGUCUUCUUCUUCAUCGUCGGUGCUCUUCCUGUUGCUCGCUAUCCUUCUGAUCAAAAUGGCGGAAUCUACUCCUCCUGCCGCUGUUGACUCGUCUAAUGCAGCGGUUCAUAUUGUUUACACUGAGAGGCCCCAGGAUGAGGAGCCUGAGGCCUACCAUAUCCGAACCCUAUCCACCGUUCUCGGCAGUGAUGAGGCUGCAAGGGAGGCUUUGGUUUACAGCUACAAGACGGCUGCGAGUGGAUUCUCAGCCAAGCUCACGCCUGAGCAGGUUGAGCAAAUCUCAAAGCAACCGGGCGUUCUUCAUGUUGUCCCCAGCAAGACAGUUCAACUGCAUUCAGGACCUGGGAAGCUGCACUGAAUCACAUGAAACCCUCUCUGUUCCCUUCUGUGAAUGAAUAAAAUAGCCCUUCAUAACAAGUUUGUUAUGAGGCUUGUGUUCUUAAAAGCAGUGUAUUGGGUGCUAAGAAAGCUUUGUAUCUAAAUUACAAAUGUACUUAUACAUCUAUAUAAUAUAGCUGCAUCUAUGCGUUUGUGUGCUA
Molecule: messenger RNA, 677 nt
Organism: Hevea brasiliensis (rubber tree)
Lineage: Eukaryota; Viridiplantae; Streptophyta; Magnoliopsida; Malpighiales; Euphorbiaceae
Product: subtilisin-like protease SBT3.4
Exons: 3
Coding region: 29-496 (155 amino acids)
Source: RefSeq, a predicted model, not a curated record